Molecule: messenger RNA, 1026 nt
Organism: Tachyglossus aculeatus (Australian echidna)
Lineage: Eukaryota; Metazoa; Chordata; Mammalia; Monotremata; Tachyglossidae
Product: vomeronasal type-1 receptor 42-like
Exons: 2
Coding region: 1-1026 (341 amino acids)
Biological process (GO): G protein-coupled receptor signaling pathway
Cellular component (GO): membrane
Molecular function (GO): pheromone receptor activity
Source: RefSeq, a predicted model, not a curated record
AUGCCCGAGCUCAGGGCGCCCAGGAAGGUCGUGGCCCUGGCGACAUUCUAUGUCCUCCUCCGCAGACGGCAGACCAUCAUGUUCAGUGUUUUCCUAAACAUGAAAGAGAAACCCUCCCUCCUGGUGAACAGACACAUGGUUCUAGGGUUCAUGUUCUCCACUAUUAGUCCUCUCCUGAUGAUUCACUCCACGUCUUUCUGCCCCCCGAUCCAUGAACCUAAGCCCACAGACUUGAUUAUCACCCACCUGGCCCUGGUCCACGCCAUGAUGCUCCUCACCAGGGUGGUCAAAGAGGCAGCGUCAGCCCACGGUCUGCAUCUGCUACAGGCUGACAUCAGGUGUAAGGUGUUAGCAUUUGUCUACUGCGCUACACGUGGCACAUCUAUGGGCACCACCAUUCUCCUGAGCGUGAUCCAGGCUAUGACUAUUAGCCCCAGCCACCCCUCUUGGGCCCAGCUCAAUGCCCAGUUGGUCAAGCAUGUCUUUCCGGCCUGUGUCAUCAUCAGGCUCAUCAACCUGCUCGUGGAAGCCAACCUCCUCAUAAAGCUGGUUUCAUCCCCCAACGUGACCAUUAGAGAGAACAGGUUCCAUGGAAAUUACUGCAUGGUGUCCCAGAAGAGCACGUCCAUUAGCGCUCUGCUCCAGGGGCUGUUUCUGACCCUCAUGACAGUCAGUGAUUUCCUCUCCUUAGGGCUCACGGGAAGCUCCAGCGACUACAUAGUCCACCUACUGCUCUGCCACAGCUGGCGGGUCCGCCAUCUCCAUGGCCGCUGCCUGACUCCCAGGACCUCGCCAGUGACCCAGACCACCCAAACCAUCCUGCUCCUAGUGAGCUGCUUUGUGGCCUUUUACUCUGGAGACCUUGUCCUCUCUCUCUUCCUCGGGACAACCCGGAGAAACGAUCCCUUCCCCUUGGUGAUUUCACACUUUAUGUUCAGUGGUUACCCGACCGUCAGCCCCUUUGUGCUGCUCAACCAUCACAACCAGAUCACCAAAUUCCUGGGUUCUUUUUUAGGGAAAAAAUGA